AUGGCCGGCAUGAUGCAGAUGAAUCCCAUGGCCAGCAUGAUGCAGAUGAACCCCAUGGCAAUGGGACUGAUACCAGGAGCUACUGGACAAAUGGUGCCCCCGGUGGAUCCUAAUGCCCUGGCGUUUGCCGGACAGGAGGAGCUACCGGAAGAAGAGGAGGAGGAGGACCCCUACCCGCCGGGCCCAUCCCCCAACAUUAACCACCCGCACUACCGGCCGCCGGACAUGGAGGUGGUUCCAGGUCUGACAGACCGGCGGUUCGUGGGUGUGAUGUACCUUUGGUUCGAGGACAAGGGCUUUGGCUUCAUUGAGUGCCCGGACAUCACGAAGAAGUUUGGGCAAGAUGCGUUCCUUCAUCGGACGCAACGAAAGAACUUCAAGCGUGGGCAGUACGUUUCCUUCUCUGUUUACCUCAACUACCGUGGAAAGCCUCAGGCGACCGAGCUUCGCAAGGCGGAAAAGCCGAAACCCGAGGAGAAGACUGAGACCUAA
Molecule: messenger RNA, 492 nt
Organism: Symbiodinium sp. CCMP2592
Lineage: Eukaryota; Dinophyceae; Suessiales; Symbiodiniaceae
Source: the annotation of a GenBank genome assembly